Varroa destructor (honeybee mite) is the source of this 2689-nucleotide messenger RNA. RefSeq lists its product as uncharacterized. Lineage: Eukaryota; Metazoa; Arthropoda; Arachnida; Mesostigmata; Varroidae. Gene Ontology annotation, cellular component: cytoskeleton. The record is from RefSeq and is a predicted model, not a curated record.
AUUGCAAGAAAAAUUAGAUAAAGUAAGCACAGAGCUUCGCCGCUACCAAACUGAUCGAGAGAGAGCGCAAGGUGAAGCUGAAACCCUUCAGUCGCAAGUCAAUUCACUGCAGGUUCAAGUCCAACGGCUGCAGAAAGAGUGCGACAUGGCCCUGACCGAGAAGGAGGCAUUCAAAGAGAAAUACGAGCGUUUGAACUCAUCGCUAGUAAGACUUCAGAAGGAGCGCGAUCUGGCAGUCGCCGACAUGGACAGCCAUAAAGAAAAGGCGGAAGCGUUGCAAGGUCAAUUGAUAAAGACUGGCAAAGAGCGGGACGCCGCCAUAGCCGAGUUUGAGAUGCUUAAAGAGCGUCACGACAAGAGCUUCCUUCAGAUCGAUCGGUACCAACGAGAGGCAGAGGCGGCCUCUGGUGACCUCCGCCUCGUCAGAGAGAAGUAUGAGAAAGCACAGACACUUCUAGAUAAGGCCCUCCAGGACAAGGAAGUUGCGCGGGCCGAGGCCCAAACGGCACUGGAGAAAGUGGACCGCGUUCAGGCCGACGUCUACAAGAUGCAGACUCGGCAUGAACAGCUACAGAAGGAUAUGGACCGGCUUGUGGUUGAACAUGACCGCUGUGGACAGGUGCUUAGUAAGACCAAGGACGAGCACAAACGGGCUAUGGACGAGUUUGAAGGCGUGAAAGAAAUGUACAUGAGAACCAACGCUCAACUGGCCAAGCUCAAGGACACUGAAGACCAGUAUCGGCAGGAUUUGGACAGGGCCAUGGUCGACGCCGAACUCUACAAGGAACGUCACGACAAGCUAGCACAAGAUAUGCGAAAGGUCCAGGCAGACCGGGACCAUUUGCAGCAGGAACUUGAUCGCAUUACACUCGAGUACGAGAAGGCGCAGCGAAACAGCAAGGCGCAAGACGAGCUCGCCCAGACUCAACUCGAGUUAGAAGCAGCAUAUGAGAAGAUGGAGAAGUAUCAAAAUGACAUUCGAAAGAUCACUGUCGAUAAAGAUCAUUUUGAGGAAGAAAACCACAGGCUUGAGGCGGAGCUGGAUCGUGCAGAGCGUCAAAUCAAGCAGAUGCAAACGACGAUUGAUAAGAACCAAGGCGAAAUCGAGCGCUUGCGCAUCGACCUCGAGAAGGUUACUGAUAAACUCGAGAGAGCGCAGCAAGACGUCGAGAAAAUGAGCACGCAAAGAGACAAGGCACAAGAGGAUCUCCUAAGGCUGAGAAGUGAGUUGGAGCGUGCGGUGGGUGAUCGUGGGUUGACCGCUGAGGAGAGGAAGUCCCAACAGGCCGAAAUGGAACGUCUCUACCUCGAAAUUGAAAAGGCGAGAGAUAGGUACGAAAACGCUCGUGCAGAAAUCAAGAAACUGCAGGAGCAGCGUUCAUCGCAGCAACUGGAAAUGGAACGGCUGAGAUGCGAGUUGGAGGCCAGCGCGGGCCGAACGUCGGCAUUUUCCUCUGUUGAACAACGACAGAAACAGGAAAUCGAGAGGUUGUUCGUGGACAACGAAAGGCUGAAGGACCGGCUAGAGAGGCAGCAGACCGAACUCACCCGGCUGCAGAAGGAGCGUGAGUCACUUCAAAAUGCGUUAUCGCAAGCUCGUUCACAAAUCGAACAAGGCCUGCCCCCUCGACCGCCCUCCAAACUCGACAAAUCAGAGGUGGAUCGACUCAGGGAACUCCUUGGAAGAUCCGACCAGGUAUAGAUGACAUCCAUCACACAUACCAUCCAUUAAUUUAUAAGUAAAUGAGACGACUUACUUAUAUACUAGUCUAGCAUGUCACAAAUACAGCACUUUAGUGGAAGUCUAUGCGGUUAUCGCAGUGUUUGUACUGACGAUAAACGAGAUAAGGACAUGAUAAGUAUCGGAUUUCAGAAGACAAGGCAAGGCAGCGGCCAGUAACUUCUCGCUUAUAUUGACCUAUCGCUCCCUUAUUCCCAUAUUUGGGUUAAUAGGUUCCGUCAACAGGAAGAGGAAAGCAACACCAGCCGUGUGGGCGGUCGAAGCAGCGCAUCGUUUGUUUCUCGCAACCGCUCUCAGUUUGUUCGAGCAUAAAAUUUCUUUUAUUGCGGUAUCUAUGAUACACGAAAGGAUUCCGAUGUGAGAUAAUUUCAACCCUCUUUUCCUUUAUUUCAGUUCCUGCGGCCCGGGUUCGAAGCGAUGCCUAAACAUUUAUAUUAUAGUGUCUUUUUUUAGUCUUAGACAACUCUUUCAUUUCUAGACGGACUGACUGUGAGCUAAAAUUGAAAACGUGCACCACUUGCGGUGUACGUUAAAGACAACUCUGCCAUCUUGUAAGCUUCAUAUUUGUAGGAACUCGUUGUUGUUUUACGUUCAUUGUCUUCUGCCCUUCAUGACUCCACUUUCAGAAGCGGAAAAUUUUUAUUUCCAAGAGAAUAUCGAACGUGGCUGCUUUUACCAAUGGCUUUUUAACAAGCCAGAACCUUCAAUCCUACGUAUUUUAUGGUCAUAAAGGUCUUAUGCUUUUUUACCAGUCCGUUUCGAGUGACACGUGUUUUCUUUUGUACGAGUACAUGGAUACCAGGACUCACGCCCGUAUAUCUGUCACGAUAAUGAAGCUGUCUCCUCCGUUGUCAACAUUAUUGGUUGGGAGGUUGUUAAACACUGGGGUACAAAUUCCAUCCUGAGUCGAAGGUCCAGGUUUGACUCUCUUCACUUAUAUCCAUUCGA